Glycine soja is the source of this 3687-nucleotide messenger RNA. RefSeq names its product receptor-like protein kinase. The record is from RefSeq and is a predicted model, not a curated record. The transcript has 2 exons. Gene Ontology annotation, biological process: protein phosphorylation; hormone-mediated signaling pathway. Gene Ontology annotation, cellular component: plasma membrane. Gene Ontology annotation, molecular function: protein kinase activity; protein binding; ATP binding. NCBI's taxonomy places the organism in Eukaryota, Viridiplantae, Streptophyta, Magnoliopsida, Fabales, Fabaceae. Bases 345 to 3593 code for a protein of 1082 amino acids.
AAAAACAAUACCCACAGUAUUUAUACCUUAAACCAAAAAUUACCGGACAACCAUGGCACUAUUCAUAUGAAGAGCAGCAAAAUAGAUUCCACAUUUUCUGCUUCUACCUCCUUUUCUUCUUAUUUCAUGUGCACUCACUCUUGUAUGUUGUAUCUCAUCUUUCUUCUCUCUAUGUACAGUGAAGUGUUUCCAUAACAAAGCCUAAAGCCCAAAACAACUCAACACCUUCCUUUGGUCUUCUGGCAAACUGCAAGAAGUUAAGUGCUUAUUCCCUCUUAAAGCUUUACUGCCUUAGCAUCAUAUUUGUCUUUGUGGUUCCUUGUUGUGGCCCAUUCCUUCUUGCUAUGGGGUAUUUGUAUCUCUUGCUGAUUUCAUAUUUGUCUGCCUUGUUGUAUGCUGCUUCUGCAUUGAACUCUGAUGGGUUGGCUUUGUUGUCCCUCUUGAGGGACUGGACUAUUGUGCCUAGUGACAUAAACUCCACAUGGAAGUUGUCUGAUUCCACUCCGUGCUCAUCUUGGGCAGGAGUGCAUUGUGAUAAUGCCAAUAAUGUGGUUUCUCUAAACCUCACUAGUUAUUCUAUUUUUGGUCAAUUAGGACCUGAUCUUGGACGUAUGGUUCACUUGCAAACCAUAGACUUAUCAUAUAAUGAUCUAUUUGGAAAAAUUCCCCCAGAAUUAGACAACUGUACCAUGCUUGAGUACUUGGACCUUUCUGUAAACAACUUUAGUGGAGGAAUACCUCAGAGCUUCAAAAACUUGCAAAAUUUGAAGCAUAUAGACCUUUCAUCUAAUCCGCUGAAUGGUGAAAUUCCUGAACCCUUGUUUGACAUUUAUCACCUGGAAGAAGUGUAUCUUAGCAACAACAGUUUGACUGGUUCAAUUUCCUCAAGUGUUGGGAAUAUCACUAAGCUUGUCACACUGGAUCUUUCUUAUAAUCAGCUGUCAGGGACAAUUCCCAUGUCCAUUGGAAAUUGUAGUAACUUAGAGAAUCUAUAUUUGGAAAGGAAUCAAUUAGAGGGAGUUAUUCCUGAGAGUCUAAAUAAUCUCAAAAAUCUUCAGGAGUUAUUUCUCAAUUAUAAUAACCUUGGAGGCACUGUUCAAUUGGGAACUGGAAAUUGCAAAAAGUUGUCUAGUUUAAGUCUUUCUUACAAUAACUUCAGUGGGGGUAUACCAUCAAGCUUGGGGAAUUGUAGCGGUCUAAUGGAGUUUUAUGCUGCACGGAGUAACUUAGUUGGCAGUAUACCAUCAACCUUGGGCCUCAUGCCCAACCUUUCUCUUCUAAUCAUUCCAGAGAACCUAUUGUCUGGGAAAAUACCUCCACAGAUUGGUAAUUGCAAAGCACUGGAAGAGUUGCGUUUGAAUUCCAAUGAACUUGAGGGAGAAAUUCCCAGUGAAUUGGGAAACUUGAGUAAAUUACGCGACCUUAGAUUGUAUGAAAACCUUUUGACAGGAGAAAUUCCACUUGGCAUAUGGAAAAUUCAAAGCCUUGAGCAGAUCUAUCUGUACAUUAAUAACCUUUCGGGGGAGCUACCUUUUGAGAUGACAGAGCUCAAACAUCUUAAGAAUAUCUCCUUGUUUAACAACCAGUUCUCCGGAGUCAUACCUCAAAGUUUAGGAAUCAAUAGCAGUUUGGUGGUGUUAGACUUCAUGUAUAAUAAUUUCACUGGUACCCUUCCACCAAAUCUUUGUUUUGGAAAGCAACUGGUGAAGCUGAAUAUGGGUGUCAAUCAAUUUUAUGGUAACAUACCUCCAGAUGUGGGAAGGUGUACAACUCUUACAAGGGUGAGACUUGAAGAAAAUCAUUUCACUGGGUCUCUUCCUGAUUUUUAUAUUAAUCCAAAUCUCUCUUACAUGAGCAUCAACAACAACAAUAUCAGUGGAGCAAUUCCAUCAAGUUUGGGAAAAUGCACAAAUCUCUCUCUUUUAAAUUUGUCCAUGAACAGCUUGACGGGUCUUGUACCUUCAGAGCUUGGAAACCUUGAGAAUCUCCAGACUUUGGAUCUUUCUCACAAUAACUUGGAAGGUCCUUUGCCACAUCAGCUGUCAAACUGUGCCAAAAUGAUCAAGUUUGAUGUCAGAUUCAAUUCCUUGAAUGGUUCGGUUCCAUCAAGUUUUCGGAGCUGGACAACAUUAACAGCUUUAAUUCUCUCAGAGAAUCAUUUUAAUGGUGGUAUCCCAGCUUUCUUGUCAGAAUUUAAAAAGCUCAACGAGUUACAACUUGGUGGAAACAUGUUUGGAGGAAACAUUCCUAGAUCAAUCGGAGAGCUGGUGAAUUUGAUAUAUGAACUAAAUCUAAGUGCUACUGGGCUGAUAGGUGAGCUUCCUAGGGAGAUUGGAAACCUGAAGAGUCUGCUAAGCCUGGAUCUAUCUUGGAACAAUUUGACAGGAAGUAUACAAGUUCUUGAUGGGCUCAGUUCAUUAUCUGAAUUCAACAUCUCAUAUAAUUCUUUUGAAGGUCCUGUGCCACAACAGCUAACAACAUUACCAAACUCUUCUUUAUCAUUUUUGGGCAAUCCUGGCCUGUGUGGCUCGAAUUUCACUGAGAGCAGCUAUUUAAAGCCUUGUGACACAAAUUCAAAAAAGUCAAAAAAGCUCAGUAAAGUUGCAACUGUGAUGAUAGCACUUGGAUCUGCAAUAUUUGUUGUUCUGCUGCUGUGGUUAGUAUAUAUAUUCUUUAUCAGAAAAAUUAAGCAAGAAGCCAUAAUCAUUAAGGAAGAUGAUUCUCCAACCCUUCUUAACGAAGUGAUGGAAGCUACAGAAAAUCUAAAUGAUGAGUAUAUUAUUGGCAGAGGAGCUCAAGGAGUUGUUUAUAAAGCAGCAAUAGGUCCAGACAAAACAUUGGCUAUAAAGAAGUUUGUAUUUUCUCAUGAAGGGAAAAGCUCAAGCAUGACCAGAGAAAUUCAAACCCUUGGAAAGAUUAGGCAUCGAAAUUUAGUCAAAUUGGAAGGGUGCUGGUUGAGAGAAAACUAUGGUCUAAUUGCAUACAAAUACAUGCCAAAUGGAAGCCUACAUGAUGCUUUGCAUGAGAAGAAUCCACCAUACUCCUUAGAAUGGAUUGUUCGGAAUAACAUAGCACUUGGAAUUGCUCACGGAUUGACUUAUCUCCAUUAUGACUGUGAUCCUGUCAUAGUGCACAGAGAUAUCAAAACAAGCAACAUACUUCUAGAUUCAGAAAUGGAGCCUCAUAUUGCAGAUUUUGGUAUUGCUAAACUUAUAGAUCAGCCUUCUACCUCAACACAGUUAUCAUCUGUUGCUGGUACACUUGGUUAUAUAGCACCAGAGAAUGCUUAUACAACAACAAAGGGUAAGGAAUCUGAUGUAUACAGUUAUGGGGUAGUUUUGCUGGAGCUGAUAUCCAGAAAGAAGCCAUUGGAUGCAUCAUUUAUGGAAGGAACGGAUAUAGUUAAUUGGGCAAGAUCUGUCUGGGAGGAAACGGGAGUUGUUGAUGAAAUUGUUGAUCCAGAGCUGGCUGAUGAAAUUUCAAAUUCUGAAGUGAUGAAACAAGUUACCAAGGUGCUUUUGGUGGCUUUGAGAUGCACUGAAAAGGAUCCACGUAAGAGACCUACGAUGAGGGAUGUUAUCAGGCAUUUGUAGAGAUGCUAAAAAACCCACAUAAGAAAGAUGUUCUAGUUUGCUUAAGGCUUAUUUAUAACUUAUAUAAUCAUGGAAAAGAUUUAUGUUUUGCCUC